AUGGCCUCAAAUACCCACAGAGCCAUCCGAGCCAAACAAACCCCAAGUACAAUCACAGUGUACCAAGCCUAUUCUCCCGAGAUAGCCGAGCCAGCACUCAAGGCCCAAAAGUUCGUCCCUCCAUUUUCACGACAGAGAAUGACCUGGAUCAAGCCCUCUUUUCUAUGGAUGGCAUACCGAUCAGGCUGGGCAACAAAAUCCCGACAGGAGCGUGUCCUAGCAAUAGAGAUUACCCGUGAGGGAUUCGAAUGGGCAUUGCGCCAUUCCUGUUUGAGUCACUAUACGCCUGGCGAGGAGACAAGCCAGGAGCAGUGGCAGAAGAAGCUGCGUGCUAGUCCAGUGCGCGUUCAGUGGGAUCCCGAGCGGGAUAUUUCAAUGCGGUCUUUGAGCUAUCGGAGUAUUCAAAUUGGGUUGAGUGGAGAGGCUGUUGGGAGAUAUGUUGAUGAGUGGAUUGUUUCGGUUACUGAUGUGACUGCUACUAUGAAGAUGAUCGACAGCUAUCUUAAGAUUGGGGAUGUUCAAGCUGCCAGGGGUUGUUUACCUGAAGAGACUCCAUUUGUUGUACCUGAAGAUUUGCAGGAGCAUCUUAAGAUGAUUCAUUGA
This is a messenger RNA of Penicillium verrucosum, 603 nucleotides long. RefSeq names its product DUF4291 domain-containing protein. The record is from RefSeq and is a predicted model, not a curated record. Lineage: Eukaryota; Fungi; Ascomycota; Eurotiomycetes; Eurotiales; Aspergillaceae. The transcript has a single exon. The coding region runs from base 1 to 603 and encodes 200 amino acids.